GGAACGCUGAAUGCCGUCCUCAAGUCAGAGAAAGACACCGAGACUUUAAUUGUAACACAAAGGUUCUUACGCACAGGACCUGACCACAGAUCAGACCCAGAGAGACUGGGACCACUGGGCUGUCCUGUACCUGGCUCAGAGUAUUUACUUUAUGGUAACCCAAGCCUUAGGAUGGUUCAUUCCCAUCGGGACUCAGGUGACACGUUAGAGACUGGCAAUGAUCUGUCAUGUUCUUACACUACAGAGAUGGACCCUGGCAACAUGCCCUUGGGUUUAGAGACACAGACUGAUCUGUCUAGAGGGGACUGGAACCGGCACAGUAGUAGGGUGUACUCUGAAGGCUGCCUAGAUAAGAAAGGGGAGGUUAUAGUCGAUGAGAGGACUGUCAAAGUGAAGGGCGAGGCUCCUCUGACAUGGAAUGUAGACGAGACUCGCUUAGGAGAUGGACACUCACAGGGCAGAGAUUUCUUAGAUUACAGGGAAAUCUUAGAGACAAAUCCAAAUAUCGCGACCCACUCCCCUUUACACACGUUCAGGGAACGUGACCCAGUGUCCAUGUCGAUGGGGCCUUUCGAUUCACAGAGCCGGGACCUUUUCGAACAGGUUUUGAACUCAAAUUACCAAAGGCCCAAGGUUUUGGGAGGUGGAGCAAAAUCAGGCGAUAGUAAAGAGAAGCAGUUCCUCUGCAUGUUCUGUAACGAAGGCUUCAAUUGCCCACAGAAGGUAGAGAUCCACCAGAGGGUCCACAUAGGGGUGAAACCCUUCAGCUGUACCCAGUGUCAUAUGCACUUUGCUGAGGCUGGCAACCUGAAGAGGCACCAGAAGGUCCACACAGGGGAGAAACCCUUCAGCUGUGUCCAGUGUCACAUGCGCUUCACCCAGGCUGGUGACCUGAAGAGGCACCAGAGGGUCCACACAGGGGAGAAACCCUUCAGCUGUGUCCAGUGUCACAUGCGCUUCACCCAGGCUUGUGACCUGAAGAGGCACCAGAGGGUCCACACAGGGGAGAAACCCUUCAGCUGUACCCAGUGCCACAUGUGCUUCACCCAGGCUGGCAACCUAAAGAUGCACCUGAAGGUCCACACGGGAGAAAGGCCAUUUGCCUGUACGCACUGUGUGAAAAGGUUCUCAGAGAGGAGAUGCCUUAGGAUACACCAGCUGAAAAAACAUUCCACUCUAUAACAUAGAAAGUAACUAUUCCACUCGAUAGCCUCUGGCACUUAGAUCUAACCCUGCAUUAAAGACAAAAAUACAUUUUCAUUAAUGUCAGCAGAUGCGUUUAGAGUAACGAGAGUAACAUAUUUCAGUGUUGAAUAUUCCUGUGUAAAUAUUACAUCCAGACAUUGUGUGAUACAAUGCAUAUGGAAAGUAUUCAGACCCCUUGACUUCUUCCACAUUUUGUUACUUUACAGCCUUAUUCUAAAAUGGAUUAAAUAUAUUUUUUUCCUCAUUAAUCUACACAGAAUACCCCAUAAUGACAAAGCAAAAAUAGUUUUUUUGACUAAAUUUAUAAAAAAUAAACUGAAAUAUCACAUUUACAUAAGUAUUCAGAUCCUUUACUCAGUUCUUUGUCGAAGCACCUUUGGCAGCGAUUACAUCCUUGAGUCUUCCUGGAUAUGACGCUACAAGCUUGGCACACCUGUAUUUGGGGAGAUUAUUCCAUUCUUCUUUACAGAUCCUCAAGUGCUGUAAGGUUGGAUUGGAGUGUCGCUGCACAGCUAUUUUCAGGUCUCUCCAGGGAUGUUCAAUUGGGUUUAAGUCUGGGCUCUGGUUGGGUUACUCAAGGACAUUCAGAGACUUGUCCCGAAGCCACUCUUGGCUGUGUGCUUAGGGUUAUUAUCCUGUUGGAAGGUGAACCUUCGCCCCCAGUCUGAGGACCUGAGCGCUCUGGAGCAGGUUUUCAUCAAGAAUCUCUCUGUACUUUGCUCCGUUCAUAUUUCCCUCGAUCCUGACUAGUCUCCCAGUCCCUGCCUACCGCUGAAAAACAUCCCCACAGCAUGAUGCUUCACAGUAGGGAUUGUGCCAGGUUUCCUCCAGACGUGACACUUGGCAUUCAGGCCAAAGAGUUCAAUCUUGGUUUCAUCAGACCAGAGAAUCUUGUUUCUCAUGGUCAGAGUCCUUUAGGUGCCACUUGGCAAACUCGAAGUGAGCUGUCAUGUGCAUUUUACUGAGGAGUGGCUUCAGUCUGGCCACUCUGCUAUAAAAGCCUGAUUGGUGGAGUGCUGCGGAGAUGGUUGUCCUUCUGGAAGUUUCUCCCACCUCCACAGAGGAACUCUGCUGCUCUGUCACAGCGACCAUCGGGUUCUUGGUCACCUCCCUGACCUCCACUGUGUUCUUGGGAACCUUCAACGCUGCAGACAUUUUUUGGUCCCCUUCCCCAGAUCUGUGCCUCGACACAAUCCUGUCUCGGAGCUCUACGGACAAUUUCUUCGACCUCAUGGCUUGAUUUUUGCUUUGACAUGGACUGUCAACUGUGGGACCUUUAUAUAGACCGGUGUGUGCCUUUCCAAAUCAUGUCUAAUCAAUUGAAUUUACCACAGGUGGACUCCAAUCAAUUUGUAGAAACUUCUCAAGGGUGAUCAAUGGAAACAGGAUGCACCCGUGCUCAAUUUUGAGUCUCAUAGCAAAGGGUCUGAAUUUGCAAACAUUCUAAAAACCUGCUUUUGCUUUGACAUUAUGGGGUGUUGUGUGUAGAUUGAUGAGGGACUUUUUUUUUUUUAAUCAAUUUUAAAAUAAGGCUGAAAUGUAACAAAACGUUGAGGGAUCUGAAUGCUUUCUGAAUGCACUGUAUAUAAGGCAUAUAUAUACUGAACAAAAAUAUAAAUGCAACAUGUAAAGUGUUGGUCCCAUGUUUCAUCAGCUGAAGCUACCAGAACUUUACCAUAUGCACAAAAAGGUAAUUUCUCUCAAAUGUGUUUACAUCCCUGUUAGUGAGUAUUUCUCCUCUGCCAAGAUAACCCAUCCACCUGACAAGUAUGGCAUAUCAAGAAACUGAUUAAACAGCAUGAUCAUUACACAGGUGCACCUUGUACUGGGGACAAUAAAAGGUCAUUUUAAAAUGUGCUGUUUUGUCACACAACACAAUGUCACAGAUGUCUCAAUGCCAGAUACAUUUUUUUGUGUGUAUUUUACCCCACUUUUUCUCACCAAUUUCGAUCUAGUCUCAUUACUUGAAUUCCCCAACUGACUCAGGAGGCGAAGGUUGAGUCCUACGUCCUCUGAAACAUGACCCGCCUAACCGCGCUCCUUAACACCCGCCAGCUUAACCCGGAACCCAGCUGCACCAAUGUGUCGGAGGAAACACUGUUCAACUGUCAGCCUGCAGGCACCCGUUCCACCACAUGGAGUCACUAAAGCACGAUGAGCCAAGUAAAGCCUCCCCGGCCAAACCCUCCCCUAACCCCGACGAAGCUGGGCCAAUUGUUCGCCGUCCUAUGGGACUCCCGCCGGUUUUGGCACAGCCCGGGAAUGAACCUGAGUCUGUAAUAGCACCUUUAGCACUUCUAUCCAGUGCCUUAGACCGCUGCGCCACUCUGGAAGCCCAGAUGUCUCAAGUUUUGAGGGCGCGUGCAAUUGGCAUGCUGACUGCAGGAAUGUCCACCUGAGCUGUUACCAAUUGAAUGUUCACUUCUCUACCAUAAGCUGCCUCAGCGGUUUGCUGAUGUCAUGAUUGUGAACAGAAUGCCCCAUGGUGACGGUGGGCUGAUGGUAUGGGCAGGCAUAAGCUACGGCCAACGAACACAAUUGCAUUUAUCGAUGGCAAUUUGAAUGCACAGAGAUACCAUGAUAAGAUCCUGAGGCCAAUUGUCUUGCCAUUCAUCUGCCGCCAUUUCAGCAUGAUAAUGCACCAGUUUUUCCUUGGCCUGCAUACUCACCAGACAUGUCAACCAUUGAGCAUGUUUGGGAUGUUCUGGAUCGACUUGUACGACAGCGUGUUCCAGUUCUCGCUAAUAUCCAGCAACUUCGCACAGCCAUUGAAGAGCAGUGGGACAACAUUCCACAGGCCUCAGUCAACAAACAGCCUGAUCAACACUAUGUGAAGGAGAUGUGUCAUGCUGCAUGAGGCAAAUGGUGGUCACACCAAAUACAGACAGACUGGUUUUCUGAUCCACACUCUGCUUUUAUUUAAAGAUAUCUUUGACGAACAGAUGCAUAUCUGUAUUCCCAGUCAUGUGAAAUCCAUAGAUUAGGGCCUAAUGAAUUUAUUUCAUUUGACUGAUUUCCUUUUAUGAACUGCUGUGUGCAUAUUUUUAUUCAGUAUAUAAGCUUAAAAUGUCUGUUAUAUAUUGUGUUUGUACUGUGUAGGCUAUAUGUUCACAUCCCUAUUUCAUUACUUCCAUUCAACUGCUUUAUUUCUUUCCCAAGACACUUUUAAUGAGAAAAUUAAUGCAGUUUAUCAAGUUCAUGCGAUUUCUUUGUUGAUGUGUGUGAUUUUCACAUGGUGGAUUUAAAACUUGUUUGUUUAAUAAAUACAAAAUGGGACUUUUCAUUUGGACUUUCAUUGAAUCUCUCUUUAGUAUACAUCACAUUUGAUAUCACCCUAUUCUGCAUACACCCAACAGUGCUUUAUAACCAAUAUACACUUACUAAAUCUACCUACACAUACCCACACAAUAACAAACACCUACUGUACACGUCAACAUAGGUUAGUCAGGUUUGUCUGACUUAUUAUAGCUGACUCAUUCAUCCACAUCAUCAUAUUUUUGUCCAACAUGAUGGGUUUAUCAGCAAUGAAGUCAUUCUGUAACUACAGUAUAGGACUCAAACGUAGUUGGGAUGGGUAAACACUCCAUGUUGAAAGUCUGUUUAUUAUCUGUGUGUACAUACCUGAGGGAGUGUAUGUCUGUGUAAUCU
This is a messenger RNA of Oncorhynchus nerka (sockeye salmon), 4854 nucleotides long. Its product is annotated as gastrula zinc finger protein XlCGF17.1-like. Gene Ontology annotation, molecular function: DNA-binding transcription factor activity, RNA polymerase II-specific; RNA polymerase II cis-regulatory region sequence-specific DNA binding. Lineage: Eukaryota; Metazoa; Chordata; Actinopteri; Salmoniformes; Salmonidae. The record is from RefSeq and is a predicted model, not a curated record. The transcript has a single exon. Gene Ontology annotation, biological process: regulation of transcription by RNA polymerase II. The coding region runs from base 172 to 1182 and encodes 336 amino acids.